Molecule: messenger RNA, 1145 nt
Organism: Caenorhabditis sp. 36 PRJEB53466
Lineage: Eukaryota; Metazoa; Nematoda; Chromadorea; Rhabditida; Rhabditidae
Source: the annotation of a GenBank genome assembly
AUGGAGGCCCAGAAGUCGAAGAUAGAUCCGUUCGCGGAGAACGAUCUGUGGGACACCCUGCGUUCGUCGCGCGUUCAGAAUCUCGUCAAGAAGAACCCGCUCGGAGAGAUCAACUCGCCGCCCACCGACGGAUCCGCCUACUUGAAAGUGGUGUGCAUCUCCGACACCCACGAGCAACUGCGUAAUGUCACGGUACGUGGGCCCGAGCAAAGGCGCGCUGAUUUGCGUAGAUAAUCUUUAGUCAUCGAAUUGAUGAGCGUGGGCGUUGGCAGUCCCUUUCCGUUCCCAAGGGAGUCAAAGAGUUCUGUGAGUGAGAAUGCAGAGGGCUGCAAAUUGGGCGAAAAACGAACCAGGAAGUGAGAAGAAGAGAGAGAGAGAGAGUUGUCGGGGGAAUUGAGAAUAAUAUAAGUAAGACACGUUGUUUCAGGUGCCCGACGGAGACGUUCUCAUUCAUGCCGGAGACUUCACCAACAACGGAAAGAGAGACGAGUUGAUCAAGUUCAACGAGGAAAUGGCCCGUUUCCCGCACAAGUACAAGCUGGUGGUGGCCGGAAACCACGAGUUGGGCUUCGAUUCGGCCGAGAAUCAAUCGCAGAGACUGGAGUCCGAUCAGGGACUGGGAACUGAGGCCGGCUACGAACUGCUCACGAAUGUCAUCUAUCUACAGGACAAGGACAUCACGGUUAGUGAAUUUGGGAAAGAAUAUAAUCCAAAAUGGGAAUUGCAGAUCGACGGAAUCAAGUUCUUCGGAUCCUCGUACCACCCGCUCCACGGCUUCCCGUUCUAUCGUACCCGUGCCACUGAGCUCGCCGAGUGCUGGAAGGCCGUUCCGAACGACACGGACGUCCUGAUCACUCACACUCCUCCGCUCGGCUACCUCGAUCAGUUCGGCGAGGAACGCUGGGGCUGCAAGGACCUUCUGUACACUGUCGAGCGCAUAAAACCAGUCUACCACAUCUUCGGACACGUCCACGAGCAGCACGGAUGCAUGAGCAACGGCCACACGGUAACGAAGGCUCUUUCGUUCUGUACUCAAUCGGUUGGCUCUUCAGGUGUUCAUAAACGCGGCUCAGUGCAACAAAGGAAACGUGAUCCAGACGCGUCCGAUCGUCUUUUAUAUUCCCAAAAAGACCACCUCCUCAUAG